UUUCUUAUUGAAGCUUGAUGAAUAUCUUAUAAUGUUUUGAAUCAAAAUUUCAAAAGCUUUUCAAGGGUUUCAAAUCUCAAAAGUUAAUUUCAAUGUUUCUUAAAAACAAAACAACUUCUUUUGUUUUUUUCUUGGAAAGCUGAGAAAGUUUUUGAUUUUAUGUUCCCUUGAAAUCCUCACCCGCUUCCAAAAGCAUCAAGAAAGCUAUUGCUUUAACAAUCUGUUAAAAUUCGCUGUCAUCUUCUACAUGGAAAUUUUUUAAAAGUCCUUAUCAAGGUUUAAUGGAGUUUGAUUGUGAUAAUCUAUACUUGGAAGAAGAUUAAACGACCAUAAUACAUCUUCUGCAUUUAUAUAUCCAUUCUGGGAUGCCAAUUUUAUAUGACAUGAUUUUGGUAGCACAUGAUCAUUGAGCAGUACAUGGAAAGUAAGAUUUGCUUGCAGGAGUGGAUGGAUUCACCAGGUUCGGUCUCGGUUUCGGAUGAUAACCCGUCGAGAAGCUUCGACUGUAACAUCUGCCUCGACUCAGUGCAGGAUCCGGUGGUCACAUUUUGUGGUCACCUGUUUUGUUGGCCUUGCAUCUAUAAAUGGCUUUCCACUGGAAACCAAGACCAGAAACAACACCAAUGUCCUGUAUGCAAAGCUGAAGUUUCGGAUACCACACUGAUUCCACUUUACGGCAGGGGCAGCGUAACAAGCAAGGAGUCGAGACCAAAGGCUUCGCAAUUCGGCAUGGUCAUACCGAAGAGACCUCCUGGUCCAACCAAUGGCGUCGGCACGAUACAAGGAUCCCCAAAUACUACCGAUCAUCAUGGAUAUUCAUAUCAACCUCAAGCCUACUUCCCUCCACUGGAUAGUUAUCCAGAUUCACCGAUGUUUAGUCCCGGUGGGACACCUAUAAACGUACCUGAUCCAGUCAUCCGAAUGUUCGGUGAAAUGGUAUACACGAGAGUAUUCGGGAACUCAGUUACCAACUUCUAUACAUACCCAAAUUCGUACAAUCUAACAAGGAGUACUAGUCCUAGGAUUAGAAGGCACGUAAUGCAAGCCGAUAAAUCGCUCGGCAGAAUAAGUUUUUUCCUCUUCUGUUGCAUAUUCCUUUGCCUUCUUUUGUUCUGAUCAUCAUCCUCGGCUCCCACUUCCCAUUUCGUAGAACCCUGUAUAGCCAGAUUGAAUACAUACAAAUACGAAAACCGUAUGUACCGAUACAUACUGAUAUGCCGCGACAUCAUGUGUAAACUAUAAGUCAUGUUCUACCUCCAAAACCAUUUCUUGCAGGAUGUAGAGAGGUUUAAUGCAUUGAAAUAAUGAAAUUGUCCCAUCUCUUUCAUGUUUUCUAUGGCAUUAAAGUCAAUGAAAUGUACUUACAAAGAUGAGAUUAGAUCAUCAUUUGGGAUAACAUUACUUCUUAUAUAUAUAAAUCCUGUUUUAAGUCCA
Gossypium raimondii (Peruvian cotton) is the source of this 1434-nucleotide messenger RNA. RefSeq names its product E3 ubiquitin-protein ligase RMA1H1. The record is from RefSeq and is a predicted model, not a curated record. Gene Ontology annotation, cellular component: endoplasmic reticulum. Gene Ontology annotation, molecular function: metal ion binding; ubiquitin protein ligase activity; ubiquitin-like protein conjugating enzyme binding. The transcript has 2 exons. Bases 400 to 1116 code for a protein of 238 amino acids. Gene Ontology annotation, biological process: ubiquitin-dependent protein catabolic process. Lineage: Eukaryota; Viridiplantae; Streptophyta; Magnoliopsida; Malvales; Malvaceae.